AUGGAGACUCCGGAGAGCGAUGCAGCGGUCACAGACUUGGGGAGAGCGGAGGAAAGAGACGGGUUUUAUGAUCUGGAGCAUCUGCCGCCGCUGCUGGAGGAUGAGGAGAAUGUGUCUCUGGCAGACAUCCUCUCUCUGCGGGACAGCUGUCUGUCUGAGGACGAGGUGUGGGCUGUGUGUGCACAGUGCGUUGUGGCGCUGCAGAGCAUCAGACCGUCCCACCUCUUCCACACCCUGUGUAUAACCCCAGACACUCUGGCCUUCAACGCCCAUGGGAAUGUCUGCUUCAUGGAGCAGCUCAGCGAUGAUCCAGAAGGCUCCUUUGUGCCUCCUGAGUUUGACAACACGGGCAGCACGUUUGAGGGCCAUGUUUACUCUCUGGGCUCCACGCUUUCUGCCGCGCUGAACUUUGUCAUCGAGCCAGAGCUGGAGGCAGAGCUGGGGGAAGAAAUCCAGAGGCUGCUGGAGCAGAUGCAGGAGGAGAAGCCCGAGGACAGGCCGCUCCUGCAGGACAUCCUCUCUCUGGCUGAAGCUCGGCUGUCUCAUACCUCCUCUGCAGCCGUGUGCCGGAAGCUGUCUUCUAUCGGCCGACGGGUCCUCUCCAUCGAAUCCGUGUCAACCUUUCAAGAUGGACAGGAAGGCUCCUGGGAGGCAAGAUGGCAGCAUCCCAAACCCAGAUGUCUGCUUAAAAGGCUGAGCUCAGAUGAUAAUACCAAAGACCUGUGUGUCGACAGCUCUGUUAAAGCAAAUGGUCUGUCCAGGCUGCAGGUGUGCGGAGGCUGGGAUUCCUCUCUCUGGGCGGAGGACAUGGACGGCGACGAAGCAGGCGGCAUGAUCUUGGCAGAUGACUUCGACUGCAGGUCCGACAACAGCUCCCCAGUGAGGAGGAGGGCCCAGCAGAGGCUGACCCGGGUCAGGGGGGCUCUCAACCGCUCCUGCUCUGUCCCAGACUCCAACAACCCCCCUUGCCUUUCCCACCCAAGUCACGGAGACAUCAGUGUUCCUGUGUCCGACCUCACUGAGAUAGGGGCGGAUGAGCGCUUGAGCUGCAAGUCUGCGUGGAGCGACAGACUUCAAAGACUCAACAAGUCCUGCGAGUCUUACCCACACACUAGCACCGAGGAGUGUGUGACCCCCGCUGUGGACGACCAGGUGUCAGGGGGAAAUGAGGAGGCUUCGGAGGCACGGUGCAGUGGGGAAACAAAGACUCAAGGAUUCCCCGAAUGUGAAUCUAACAACUGCACCCAGGAUUCAGCGUCUUCCUGCGCCUCCUGUCAGGAGCUGGAACUGGAACAGGACUCUUCUGGAGACCAGAGCUCGCUGAACCACAGACUCUACAUUCCUAAUAACCACAUGACCAAAAGCAUGCUGUGCCUCAAUGAAGAAUCUCAGGAUGAGUGGAUCUCUCUCAGAGAGUUACUUACUCGCUGUGGACGGAGGCUGACAGUUAAUGAGCUGUGGGCUCUGUGUUACACCUGCCUGUCCUCGCUGCAGACCUACAUAGACUUUCCAGCCUAUUUAUGCCUGGACACAGUGCACGUGGGCUGCGAGGGAGAAGUGCUUUUCUUGAAACCGAAAAACAUAGAAUCCCGAGAUGACUUUUACCUCGCUCCUGAAUAUCAAGAACACGGAAUUGUGACCGAAAAGGUUUGUGUGUACGGGGUUGCCGCUAUUCUCUGGGCUACAGCCAAGUUCAGUUUAUCGCCCAAUCAAAAACUGGCAAUGCCUCGCAAACUGAAGAGACUGCUCCUGGAGAUGGCAAAGAGGACGCCCAUCGAAAGACCUUCCAUCAUCACGGCCAAAAAAAGCUGUCGUGACUACUUAUCACGUCAAGGGACGAACGCCGAGACCGUCUGGAACAACCUCAUCAGCCGAGUUCACCCGCCAGCGUCCAGUGAUGCAGACAAUUUGAGUGCAACUGAUGCUCAUCAAAGCUCAUGUGAAGAGUCUGCACAGAACAGCAGCUUUGUGCCCAUGGCCACUGAGAGCCGACUGGCUCCUGUGCCUGGCCCUGUUCCCCACAGCUACCCAGUCAACAAGGAACUCCAACUCCCAGAAGCCUUCACUUCCACUGCCACACACUUCUCCCCCAUCGUCCUGACCGAUGAAGGGGACUCAGAGGAGGAGAGCCAGCAGCUUGGGGCUGCUGUUGAAGGGUCUGUGGAUGGAUUCACAAAAAGCACCGAGCACAACGAGGACAUGGGCUUCGACUUCACCUCACACUCUGAUUACCCAUAUCCUACACAGACUGAACCCAAUCUACAUACACGGGAGCUUCCUGUAAGUCAGGCGGCCGGAACUACAACUUCCAGUGACAAGAUGCUGGUCAACUCCACUUCUGCUCUCCCUGAUAUUUCCUGUCUUGAAGUCUCUCUUCCUCAGCCAUUACCCACUAACCUCAAUGGCUGUAGUGUUUUCAACAAUUACCUCUUCCGUCAAGAUCCCACAACAGGGCAUCUUUCCUUAGUGCCUGUGCAGGUUAGGGCUCCAGAGCCUCUCCUUGGCCUGGAUAUAAAUCUCUCCCUGGUCCCACAGCCUUUGCAGGGACUAAUCACAGUUCCAGAGAACUCUGAUGGUCCAUUUAUUAACUGUCUGAAUGUGCCUGUGAGGCCUGAACCUCAGGAUCAUGGCCCACCAUCAUCUUAUUUCAAAGGUAGCUCCAUCAUGUCUAACAGCCCCUCGGAGCACAGUGUUCCCAGAGCUGACAAUGGACAAACAAAUCCAGCAACACGAGGUGAGAACCAGCCGCCUUCCAAGUCCAGCUCCCCUAAAGUCCACCCUGCCCUGCAAGAGGUGAUUGACCUGCUCAAGGGAGAGUUUUCACUUGAUGGGUGUUUGGACAAUGGACAUGAGGACAUUGUCAUGGGGGAGUACAUCUUCUCUUUGAAGGACCUCCAGUACCACACGUUUGCCAGCGUUGUCAAGGAGAGAUUCAGUGAUUUGUACUGGGAAGACGACUUGCUGGGCGUAUUGCACUGCCUGGUUAACUACAGCCCGUCCACACUUGGCUCUAAUGAGCAGCCUCCAUCAAAGGCUGUGAAAAGGGCAGUCCUUACCCAACCCUUGAUAGCCACUGCCUGGGCAGGGAAGAGGGAAGUUUGCCUGCAUGGCUGUCUCGACCUGAAUGGAAACAUUCACACGUCCAGUCCCGCCGCUGCUGUGGAUUGUUGGGGAGGAAGCGAGGCCCGGUCCUGUCGUGGAGAAAAUGAGGCUGCGCUUGAAGACUUUGAAUUAAGAUCGGAGGGGAGUCAACACUGCGUCGGUCAAGGCGCGAGCACCGACGGUUCGGACGCAGGGGUCAUGGAGGGAGGAGAUCAUUCAGCGGGGGGCAGCGAUGAAAGCCCCUCUGAAGCCGAGUUUUUGUUGGGGAGAGAGGAAGGCCUGACGGGAGCCCAGUACGAGCAGAUCAGCCCCGACUGCUCGGAGGAUAUGGAGGACAGUGAUUCUCUGGCGUCGGAGCAACUCCUCCCGCCUGGAUCCAGAGCGGAGGGUCCGGGCCUCAGCUUCAGCUCAGCCUGGGCCUUAGCCUUCUUUGGGGAGGAUUGUUUUAGUCCAGAGGUGUUGCAGUAUGCAGCGAAUCUGGGGCAGCACACAGGAUCACCGUGUCUGGAUGUGAAAACACAGGAACUGCAGCAGCAGCUGAUUAUUGAAACGCGGAAUCUAAAGAAAACGAGAAAUUUCUACCAAAAGCUGAUACAGCAAGAGAGGAAAAACAAAGGUUCUGAGAGCAAACUGAUGCUGUCCAAGCUCAAGUCCCAGUUUGAAGAGCUCCGGUCCAAAGUGGUCUUCCUGGAUUGUGUGAAGAGAUACCUUGAGAUCCUGAGUGUGGACCAGUGGGGUUUAGAGGUUUCGUUGCUGCCGUCUUUGGCUGUCUGUGCACCAGGCUCUCUGGACCUCCAAUCCUCUGAGGACUCGACUCUCCUGAGCUUUGGCACCAGCAAAGGGAAGAGCACUCUGCAAGCUGGCUCUCCUCUGGGCCUCAUGGCUUACCUCUACGCCAGAAAUGCUGCGGUGGAGGGAUACAUCCAGCAGUUCCUGUAUACCUACCGCUUUUUCUCUACUCCUGAGCAGCUACUGCAGUUUAUAAUGGAUAAAUUCAUCAGUGCUGCAAGACAAGGUCCAGACAUGUCAGGAGACAGUGAAAAAAUCUUCCAUCGCAGUCUGGACUUGCUUCAGUUCUGGAUCACAGACUGCAGACAGGUGGACUUCACACCAAAGUCCAGCCUUGUGGAUAUGGUAGAAAACUUCCUUAAUACUGAGGUGAUUCCUGUGGACGGCCGAGGGGAGGCCCUUCUCGCUGCUCUCCACAGUUCUCCAUGUAUGAGCCAAAGAAGAGGAAGCCUGAUCAGCUUUGAGGAAGAAGACGAUGCUACGUGUGUGCAUUCAUCUACUGAGGACCUUGGGAGAAAGUGGAGAUUCUCAAGAGUAGUGGAGCCUUCUGCAUCGCUGCCCAAAGAGAAGGCCUUCUCCAUUUCCACAGCCCUGCCUGUGCCUUGCUACGGCUCCAUGGUGGAUGACCUCUCCAGCGUCUGCCUGCACAGUGAGGAGCGACUCCCCUUCAGCCAGAAUGAGUGCAGCGCACAGCACGUAGCCCAGCAGCUCACCCUCCUGCAGCAGGAAAUGUUCCAAGGAUGUCAUCCAGUUAAUUUCCUUAACUCCAGAACACAAGGAGUCCGGGACAAAGUGUUGACCCCAAACAAGAAUGUGUCUCAGAAUAUCCCGCCAGCAGAGGGCAGCAGUCAUCCUCUGAGCGAGGGACCGAUGGACAGCUACCUCCAGCAGCUGCUCACAUAUGCUGACAGCGUCUCCAACUGGAUCUCUGCUGAAAUAGUCAUCUGUGACUCCGUCAAGACACAAGUUGCUUUGCUGACCAAGUAUCUGUGGCUAGGCAAACACUGCUACGAAUCAAGGAACUUUGCCACAGCCAUGCAGGUCCUGGGGGGUCUGGAGAACGUGAUUGUCAGGCAAUUACCAGCUUGGAAACAUCUGUCUUCCAAGGUGUGUGAGAUCCUGGAGGAGCUACGAGCUGUGCAGGUGUUUCUGAAGAGUGACGACUUGUGUCUCAUGAGGGGAGAACACGCGAAGAGGAGGCCCACCCUGCCGUCAGUGCACAUCUUGGCCAUGCACGUCCAGCAGCUGGAGAUCGGAGCCUUCACGCUCACGACUGGAGCUUACAAGUGGACCAAGCUCAGGAGCAUAGCAAAGGUUGUGAGUCAGGUCCACGCCUUCCAGGAGGCUAUAUGCCCCUACAGCCCUGAUCGGAAGAUGCAGGCCUACCUUCGGCGCCGCAUCGCCCGGCUCGCCACCUCUGACAUCCACCUCUUGGCCGCCGACAACGAUGCCAACUUCCAGCAGUCGAGCGAGCGACAAACACGGCGGAUCCAGGACACGCUGAGGAGGGUUAAGGCCACUUUCCAGUGAGCUGUGGCGCAGUCACAUCUCACUGCCCAGAGCCAGAAGCGACCACCAGGUCAGCGCCCCGUGUCCGAACCCAGACUGAGAGUCCAUGCUCGUGCCACGACCCUCAGAUGCCUCUGCUGUAGUGGCAGCAGAGCCUUGUGGACUGGAAAACUUUUAUUCUGCUCUUACAUGUUCACUCUUUGUUGAAGGGGCCCUUUACCUUUAGUCAAUAAUGUCGGUUUAGACUUUCGGCAAAACUUUAUUUAAAACUCACACCCUUACGUUGACACAGGUUUUGCAGUUGAUCACAUGUAGUUUCCCCUCACAAAUCUGUACUGUUUUGAUAAUGGCCUUUCUCUCCCAUAAAGAGAAGGAAAAGGAUUCUUCUUCGGCUCAUGUGCUUACUGACAUUUUUAA
Chelmon rostratus (copperband butterflyfish) is the source of this 5817-nucleotide messenger RNA. Its product is annotated as kinase non-catalytic C-lobe domain-containing protein 1. The transcript has 31 exons. The coding region runs from base 1 to 5421 and encodes 1806 amino acids. The record is from RefSeq and is a predicted model, not a curated record. Gene Ontology annotation, biological process: small GTPase-mediated signal transduction. Gene Ontology annotation, molecular function: guanyl-nucleotide exchange factor activity. NCBI's taxonomy places the organism in Eukaryota, Metazoa, Chordata, Actinopteri, Chaetodontiformes, Chaetodontidae.